UUCUGAAUGUUUGAUUUAGAUUUUGAUUAACACGACUUCAAACUACUAAAAUAAAAGUAAACAAAAAAGUUACUAUUAAUUGGUGCUGUUUUUUUUAUUGAAGCUUAAUUAUUUGAUGCAGGUUUCUCCAUCCCUCCACAGUUUUCAAAUUUCAUCAAAUGGGUUUUGUUCGAACUCCAAGCGUAAGUAGCAGCGAUUACCUCGAAGGCAUGAUGAACGAUUACGCCGCAGGAAAAGGUAACAAAGCAAGAGUAGCAAAGUUCUCCUCUGCUCGCCUCGUAGCUGCCCUCACUUUCCUCCAGUUCACUUUCGCCAUCUACGCCACUUUUCUCCUCUACUACAUGAGCCCUUCUGUCGAUCUCCGAACAAAACCAGACUUCUCAUGGGCCACUCGAGUCGCUCAACAGUGGAGGCACUUCAUCGUUCAGCCUCAUCAAAUGCUCGCCGGUGUUCAAGAAAACCUAGUCCCUCUAUUGCCAUCAGAAGUCUGCGAGCGAGAGCGGAUCGAUUUUGAACAGAAGAAAUCUAAUGAUGCUGUUAUGAUAAGGCUCAAGAGAGAGCUCUAUGACGAAGUGUUGCAGUUUCAGAAGAGUAGUUUCGGGACGGAAACGCUCGAUGAGCUCAUGAGAAUGAAGUCCAAAUGGAGCUUGACGAGUCCUAACAUACCUAAAGUUACUGUCAUCUUGAACCAUUUCAAGAGGAAAACGCUUUGUUCUCAGCUCGAAUCGCUGCUUCAUCAGACGCUGCCUUUUCACCAUGUGUGGGUGCUUUCCUUUGGUAGUCCAAAUGAGCUCUCCCUGAAAAGAAUUGUAGACAGUUACAACAAUUCAAGAAUUAGCUUCAUCAGCUCGAGCUAUGAUUUCAAGUACUACGGAAGAUUUCAGAUGGCUCUACAAACGGAAUCAGACUUUGUCUAUAUUCUCGAUGAUGAUAUGAUACCAGGGAGGAGAAUGCUGGAGAUACUGACGCACGUUGGAGGAACCGAUAAGUACCAGAAUUCUGUUCUGGGGAGUAUAGGAAGGAUACUUCCUUUCAGGGAGAAGAACUUUAGGUUUCCCAGUUACAGGAAGUUUCGGUCAAAGGAGGCAGGAUUGUAUUUACCUGAUCCUGCAUAUGACAUAACCGUUGAUAGAAUCGUGCAGGUGGACUUCUUGUCGAGCUCUUGGUUUCUGUCUGCUGAUCUUGUGAAGACGCUGUUCGUGGAGAAACCCUUCACUUUUAUGACUGGUGAAGAUCUGCAUCUCAGCUAUCAACUCCAGAAGUACAGAAAUGCGGGAUCCUAUGUGCUUCCAGUUGAUUCGAAUGACAAGGAAACAUGGGGUGACAGUGAGCACAGGCUUGCUUAUGUGUCCGAGACCACCGUAAUCUUCAAGGAUAUCGUCGAAGUACGAGAUGAUCAAUGGUGGAAGGCACUCACUAGCGGCUACGUCACACAGUGGGCUGCGAUGUACCCUCAGAAGAUCGACGCUCUCUUCUAUGCUCAUUCGCUUGACGAAGUGAAAGCGUUAGCUCCUUUGCUGGAGAAGUUCAGAGCCACAGCUAGAAGGAAGGCCUAUAUCGCGGUCUCCGGUGGGAGCUUCUGCCCUUGUGAAGAAGCCGCCGCAGCUCUCAACUGGCCUAGGACAGUAUGCAAGGAGAGGUGGUUCAAGAUCUUUGAUCUAGAUGUUGGAGCCAUUCUGGGAGUUUCCAAUUCAGAGGUCCCAAUCUUGCAAUCGGUCUACUCUAGCAUCAAGGGGCUUCUGAAAAUUCACAAUCCCAGUAUGCUUAUAACAGUUGCUGAUGUAGACGUCAAUGUGAAGAAUGCUCUCAAGAUGGCUGCCGAAACUAGUCAGAACCAGACAGCUUUGGUUCUUCUGCCAAGGUCUUCCAUCACCAAGGUUCUCUGGAUUCCUAGUCUAAGACCAGCAGCAUUAACAAACUGGAACAGGAUGAGGCUCUCGGUCAACGUCAUCACCCAGAACCGUGCAACCUCUCUUCUUAGACUCCUCCAAUCCCUCCAGAAUGCUUUCUAUCUUGGAGAUGAGGUCCCUUUGAGCUUCAACAUGGACAGCAGGGUCGACGAGGAGACCCUGAAGAUUGUCGGAUCCUUCAACUGGACACAUGGGCCCAAAGUCAUAAAAAGGAGGAUCAUUCAAGGUGGCCUGAUCCGAGCAGUUAGCGAGAGCUGGUACCCUUCCUCUGAUGAUGAUUUUGGCCUCUUACUGGAAGAUGACAUUGAGGUAUCUCCCUACUAUUUUCUAUGGAUCAAGUAUGCUCUCAUGGCUUACUACUAUGAUCCCCAAGUCUCCCUCCCUGAGCUUUCUUCCAUAUCUCUUUACACCCCAAGGCUCGUUGAGGUGGUGAAGGAGAGACCCAGAUGGAAUGCAACUGAAUUCUUCAAGAAGAUUCACCCCAACACUCCUUACCUCCAUCAGCUCCCCUGCAGUUGGGGAGCAGUUUUCUUCCCCAAACACUGGAGAGAGUUCUACGCGUACAUGGGCUCAAGGUUCACUGAAGACGCAAAGCAGAGCCCGGUUCAAAUUCCCAAGUCAAGGACUAAUGGCUGGCAAGCCUCGUGGAAGAAGUUUCUCAUUGACAUGAUGUACUUGAGAGGGUAUGUUAGCUUGUAUCCGAACUUCCCAAACCAAAUGAGCUUCUCGACGAACCAUAUGGAGCCAGGAGCACACAUCAGCGCCAAGGACAAUGUGGUGAAGCACAACAAGGAAGACUUUGAAGUGCCCCUGCUGCGUGAUGAUUUCGCCAAUUAUUUGCCAGUUGGGAAGUUGCCUCCAGCUUCGAGGUUGCCAGUCCUGAACUUGUUUAAUCAACCUACACCACUGAAGGGAUUAAAAGCAGCAGGAGCAAAGCUUGGACAAGAUGUCAUCAAGUGUAGCAGUGACAGUGAGAUUGUCGUGGUUGAUCACAGUACAGGUUUACCUCAGACUUGCUCACAGUUAUAAGAAGAAUGAUGUUAACCAGAAGGUAUUCAUUUAAUUUUUUGCUAUGUUCUUGGGGGACGAGGUGUUAUAUUUAGAUUCAAAAGAUUGAAGGGCCUGUGGCAGUGGGCUCAUUUGCUACUUUUGGCGGGAGCGGAUAUUGCCGUAACAAAAUAUGUACUUAAUCUGUGUUAUUUUGCAAAUUACUGAUUCUUGUUCAUUUUCCUAAUGAAGGGUAUUUCACAAUUUCUACGCUAAUGUAGCCAAAAGUGACUUCUUAUCGUCCGUUCUCUCUUGCACGCACAAGCCGGUUGAAGUGUUUUUUGCAUAGAUGAGAAAUCACAUAACAUUCUUCACCUAUGACUCGAGUGGGUUCAGUCUUUACAUUAACACCAUCUACAUUGGUAUUCUGAUGCACGGAAACAAUAACUUGAUUGUGUAUCAGAAAAUACUUGAAAGAGGAAAAUUGACAGCAUGAUCAUCCAAUAACAAUAUUUAAGUGGUUAGUCAAGGAAAUUUUUUGUUUGGACUGAUUAUCUCAUGUAUACUCAUAAGCGAAAAAAUAUGAACACGAAAAUCCUUUACCUGUCCCUCGAAAGCAUAUAAAGACCAUCCAUGUGCAUGACUAAUACCAUUCAGUAUUUUAUGUAUGUCAUGAAAGUUAUAUAGAUCACAAUUCCUUCUAUUCGAACAUAUUAUGACUUUUUUAAAAUAAAAAAGGAUGAAUUUUAAUGUAUAGUUGGUGUUACUUUCCUUUGGUAGGGAGAGGAAU
Messenger RNA from Asparagus officinalis (garden asparagus), 3687 nucleotides. RefSeq lists its product as uncharacterized. NCBI's taxonomy places the organism in Eukaryota, Viridiplantae, Streptophyta, Magnoliopsida, Asparagales, Asparagaceae. The record is from RefSeq and is a predicted model, not a curated record. The transcript is spliced from 3 exons. The coding region runs from base 159 to 2939 and encodes 926 amino acids.